This is a messenger RNA of Melanaphis sacchari, 3050 nucleotides long. RefSeq lists its product as uncharacterized. The record is from RefSeq and is a predicted model, not a curated record. Gene Ontology annotation, cellular component: cilium; cytoplasmic microtubule. Gene Ontology annotation, molecular function: microtubule binding. The transcript is spliced from 12 exons. Gene Ontology annotation, biological process: microtubule cytoskeleton organization. Bases 738 to 3038 code for a protein of 766 amino acids. NCBI's taxonomy places the organism in Eukaryota, Metazoa, Arthropoda, Insecta, Hemiptera, Aphididae.
UUUUAUGAAGGAAAUUAUUAUAAUCAUCUAAAAAUCUCAAUGCUCGAUAGUCAUUUAUUUUUACAAUGAAACGAUAUCGCAGACAAACAUAUUUUGUGUGUUAAUAAUCAUUUAUGAUUCAAAUGAGCAGAUAUGAUCCCUAUAAUAGCUAUAAGUGAUGAGCAAACCUCACCAGAGAACCUCUUGUCAAUAUAACAGUGUAUUAUAUAAUACUCGACUCGUCUAAUUAUUAAAUGUAUUUAUGACUACGAAUCCACGAAUAAAUAACUAUGAUGUUAAUUAGUCGAUAUAAUACGCUCCCAUACACCUAAGAUUAAACGGAAAUAUCCCUACAAGCAUACGACAUAAAUAUAUAAAUUUUGUAGACUAUAAAAUCUUAAUUACAUACAGGUAGUAGGUACACAGUUGUAUACGUACAUACGUACACGAUUUGUGUUGCUAUGCAAACGCUAUAUAUAUAUAAGACACCUACCUACAACACUGUAAUAAGGCGUUUUGCGCGCGGGCGAACCGACGAAGACGGGCGGUCAUAGAUGGUGUGCGAUGCCUGCACUCGUGUUGUUGCACCGUAAAAAUAUACUUCACGAUAAUAAUUAUUAUUAACAAUGCAAUUUUUACAAAUUUCUAUAUUUAAUGCAUAUAGAUCCUAACCAAAAUUGUUGUUGUCGGUGCGUACCUUCUCGCGCGGCCAACGCUGUACCGCUACAGAUACGCCGCAGCGGCACAUCGUAACAAUCAUGCAAACCGCCACACUGCGUCCGGAUGUCCGACUAGCCGCCGACCCUGUGUCCACGCCGGAAAAAUUUCGCUCCGGCCACUGUCACUUGGAGCUGACGCCCGUUUGGCAAUACGUGAUCAAAAAGAACCGGUUCCCGGCCAACGUCGACCGACAGGAAGUAUUCGCCGAGCUGGCCGUCCGACUGCAUCAUCCCGAAUGGCAGGUGAGACUUCAUGGUUCACGAGUGUUAGCUUACGUUAUACCUGCAGUUGGCCCACAACUGGACGCGUUGAUGUCCCCGACAAUACUCCCGGCUGUCAUAACAAAUCUUGCACACUUUUCACCGGCCCUCAGAAGCAGCUCUAUGGAUGCAAUAUUGGUUUACGUUCAACACUCAGCUGACCCCGAAUUCGUUCUCAAGUCCAUGAUCGUACAGGGACUAGAUGUAUUUGGUGCCAAAUCAAGUCUCACCGUGAAUGUUAUGGAAUGCGUUCCUGUAGUACUUCAGCAAAUCGUUAAGAGAAAUGGAGAACGACCUAUUGCCAUACCCACAUUUGUACACCUUGUAACUGCCCUAUCUAACAAGAUGGUACAAGCAACAUUUCAACAAGCUGCUGUUUACUGUUUAGACAGAGUUAAAGAAAUUGUUGGAAGAAAUAAAUUUGACCACUACCUUGAAACAUUUCAUCCAAUCAUUAAAAAGGAUUUUGAAGUGUUAUGUGAAGUGUAUAGAAUAUCUUCAUCAUCUGGUCAAGAUUCUUCAGUAUCAUCAUAUGAUGACGAAGAUGAUGUAGAAACUCCAAAAACGCCAAGAAGAGUAACGUUUGGUGGAGAGCUUAUUAAGAUUCGAAGUCCUGAUGUUUCUGAUGACCAUAAUGAGGUUCACAAGUCUACUGGUAUUCCAAUUCCAAUCAAGCCUGCAUUAAGCAUACCGAAACAUCCCAAAAAUGAAGUGGAAAACACGUCAAUAAAAUUACCACUUUCACGACAAAGAAGUUAUAAGAAUAUGAAAACGGAUAAAACAUUUAAAAAUUUUGAGUCUUCCGUGAAAACAAAGUUUUCCAUGACCGUGGUGCCGGAGAUCAGCAGACAGGAACAUGACAACAAAAGAAUGUCUGACGCCGACGAUGAUUCCCAUCGUACUUUUAUUUGUCCCGUGGACAAUAGCAGUGAAAAUGACAACGGAACUAAAUCGUGGGACACCGAAUUUGACGUUCGACGACAGACUCUGGCCAAUCGAACGUCGUCAAAUAUUCCGGCCGAAAAAGCUGAUAGUGGCGCAAUAAUGGGAACUCGGACAGUCAAUUACGAUGAUCGGCUACUGCCUCAGCAGCAGCAAGUGAUUGAAGAUCAUAAACAAUUGCCAACGCAGUCUGAAAAUUAUGGCGAUUCAAGUCUCAUCAAACCGGCCAACUACGUUAAGCCUCAGUGUUCUACCACGAGCAUAACAUCAGGCACAGACGUUCAGUCGCAAAACGAUAAAAAACCUGUAGCUGAAGUAAAACCUACGAAAUCUAUUGUGCAACCAUCGGCGCCACCUACUGCAUCUAUAGCCGAAAGGAGGAGAUCUAUUGGAACGAAACUUAAAAAUAAACGAUCUACUGAAAUAGGACCAAAUUUCACUCCGUUCAACGAACCUCAAAGAGCUCUACAUUUGGUUUCUACUCAAAUCAAUAGCCCGGAAUGGGAAGCGGUUGUUACGGGUCUACAAAAUAUUUCACGGCUGUCUAUGUUCCAUGGUAAAGAACUGCGUCCGGGUUCUUUACAACCUUUCGCUCGCAAUGUGGCUAAGCAUAUCAAAUGUCUUCGAUCUCAAGUAGCGCGAGCUGCAUGUACGGCUGCACAGAAAAUGUUUUCCUACGUACCGAAAUCAGUCGAACCGGAUGUUGAAGAAAUCGCAUCGGCACUGUUUCCGCGUACAGCGGAUACUAAUAAAUUUCUUCGAGUGCAAAGUGCAGAAGCUUUGAAUGCAAUGGUCGACAACGUAAAUCCCGUAAAAUGUGUGCAUGUGAUCACAGUUAAAGGGAUAAAACAUGGAAAUCGAAUCGUUCGUGCUGAAGCGUGCCGUCUCUUAGCCAGAGUGGUUGAUAAGCUCGGGGUCAGCGGAACUCUUCAUUUACCAACGGAUGCCAGAGAUGCAGUGAUAACUGCUGCUACUAAUAUGGUAUUUGACAAUACGCCUACUUCUCGUCAAGCCGCUCAACAUAUAUUAACCAGAUUGAGCGAAGAUCCGAGAGGUGCAGCAUUGAUAUCAUCAGCAGCUUCACCAAAUGUAAAAGCUACAUUAAAUAAAUCGUUGUCAAGAAUAUUUCUUAAAUGAAAUAUUUUUUUG